AUGGCCACGAGCGAAGACAACACGUCCUCCGCUGCGAUGGGGGAGAUAAUACAGCUGAACGUCGGCGGGACCAGAUUUUGCACCUCUAGACAAACUCUGAUGUGGAUACCAGACUCUUUCUUUUCAAGUUUACUAAGUGGAAGGAUAUCUACUCUUCGGGAUGAAACUGGAGCUAUUUUUAUUGACAGGGAUCCCACAGCAUUUGCACCAAUUCUGAAUUUCCUUCGAACCAAAGAACUGGAUUUAAGAGGAGUUAAUAUCAGCAUUUUAAGACAUGAAGCAGAAUUUUACGGCAUAACACCAUUAGUACGGCGGCUGCAGCUGUGUGAGGAGUUGGACCGUUCGUCUUGUGGCAGUGUUCUUUUUCACGGUUACCUACCUCCUCCAGCCUUUCCAGCUCGUAAGUGCAGCAGCGUCACAGCGGAAGAACGUCCAGGUCCAAGUGGAGCUGAAGGGUUGAGCCGGCCCCAUCCCACACUGAUGGGGGUCACAGCAGCGGAGGACGGCCUCUCACUAGGUCCUGUAGUUGAUCCCAGAAAAGUGCUGAUUGUAGCCGGACACCACAACUGGAUUGUCGCUGCUUAUGCGCACUUUGUCAUCUGCUACAGAAUAAAGGAGUCUUCCGGAUGGCAGCAGAUAUUUUCGUCCCCUUAUCUCGAAUGGACCAUUGAGCGUAUUGCACUAAAUGCCAAAGUGGUGGGUGGUCCCCAUGGAGACAAGGACAAGAUGGUGGCCGCAGCUUCAGGAAGCAGCAUCAUACUCUGGAGCAUCCAAGAUGGAGGGAGCGGGAAUGAGAUUGGUGUGUUUAGUUUGGGCGUACCUGUUGACGACUUGUUCUUUAUUGGGAAUCAGUUAGUAGCUACAAGCCACACGGGGAAGGUCGGCGUGUGGAAUGCAGUCACACAGCACUGGCAGGUUCAAGAUGUUGUUCCAAUCACGAGUUGUGACACGGCAGGAUCAUUCCUGCUGCUGGGUUGUAACAAUGGUUCUAUUUAUUACAUAGACAUGCAGAAGUUUCCUUUGAGGAUGAAGGACAAUGAUCUUCUUGUGACGGAGCUUUAUCACGACUCCUCAAAUGAUGCAAUCACAGCUCUCUCUGUCUACCUGACUCCCAAAACUAGUGUGAGCGGGAACUGGAUAGAGAUCGCAUACGGCACGAGCAGUGGGGCGGUGCGGGUCAUCGUGCAGCACCCAGAGACCGUGGGCUCCGGGCCGCAGCUCUUCCAGACCUUCACCGUGCACCGCAGCCCCGUCACCAAGAUCAUGCUGUCAGAGAAACAUCUGGUGUCCGUGUGUGCAGAUAACAACCACGUCCGGACAUGGACAGUGACGCGCUUCAGAGGGAUGAUCUCCACUCAGCCCGGCUCCACUCCUCUGGCCUCGUUUAAAAUACUCUCUCUGGAGGAGACAGAAAGUCAUGGCAGCUACGGCUCUGGGAACGAUAUUGGUCCAUUUGGAGAGAGAGAUGACCAACAGGUUUUCAUUCAGAAGGUCAUCCCCAUCACCAACAAACUUUUUGUGAGGCUUUCGUCCACUGGAAAAAGGAUCUGUGAAGUCCAGUCUGUGGAUGGUACGACUAUUUCCUGUUUCAUGGUUCGGGAGUGUGAGGGCUCCAGUCGGAUGGGCUCACGGCCUCGGCGUUAUCUGUUCACGGGACACGGCAAUGGAAGCAUUCAGAUGUGGGACUUAACAACCGCGAUGGACACGGCAAACAAAGGAGAGGAGAAGAAGAAAGAAGAUGUAGGAGGGCCCACGGAGGAGGAGCUGCUGCAGCUGUUGGACCAGUGUGACCUGAGCAGCUCUCGCUGUGCCACUCCGAACAUCAGCCCGGCUUCCUCUCUGCUGCACACACGCCUCAGGGACUCCUGCGCCAGUUUUCAGUUACAAACUCAGGAGUCAAUCCCUGAAAACCAGGCCACAUACGGAGCUGUGAGGCCGUACCGAGAGAGUCCACUGUUGGCCCGCGCCAGACGAACAGAGUCCUUCAACAGCUACAGAGAGUUCCAGGACUUCAGCCUGAGCAGGGGGGCUCUGGACGAUACGGUGAGUUCCGCAGAGGGUCGGCGGUGUGAGUUUGCGGAGGACAGCAGACCCUGUCACUCGGAGCUGUGGGCGCCUCGAGGCUCUCAGAAAAACCUCCAGGCUCCAGACAGCCCCGUGGUGGGCGGAGAUGUGCGGCGCAAAGUGUUCCCCACAGAGGAGGAGGCGGACGGGGCUAAAGCCGAGAGCAGCGCCAAGAAGAGGGGGGUGUUGGACGGGGGGUUUCUGGGCAGGAAGAAGGCCCUGAGCGUCCCUCAGCUCUCGCCCAUGCCUCCAGCUCCAGAGACGGGAGAGAGCGACUCAUCCGCCACCGCGUCCCCUUCACCCACAAGACUUUCCUCCACAUCCUCCACAUCGCCGCGGCACCGAAGACCCGCGCAGGAGACCCCCAACCUGGACAGCAGCCUGUAG
Messenger RNA from Knipowitschia caucasica, 2451 nucleotides. Lineage: Eukaryota; Metazoa; Chordata; Actinopteri; Gobiiformes; Gobiidae. The record is from the annotation of a GenBank genome assembly.